AUGAAUCACUCAUCUGUGUCCAUAUCUGAAUUUGUGUUGAACUGUGAAAUCAACUCUCAACAGAAGAGCUACACCACUCCUAUUCUCACAAUGGUCUAUUUGGCGACACUCUUAGGGAAUUUCCUGGUAAUUGUUGUCAUAAAAAUAAAUCGUCACUUGCAGACGCCCAUGUACAUCUGUAUUGCGAUUUUAGCCAUAAUCGAUCUACUGAACAGCACCAACAUCACUCCGACAAUCAUUGCAGUUCUCCAGGACGUUUCCACUGUCCAACAUGGACUUUGCUUACUUCAGACAAUUUUAGUCUUGUAUUUGGAGGCUGUGGAAUCCCUCCUGUUGGCACUCAUGGCGUGCGAUCGCUAUGUAGCAGUUGUUCAUCCACUUCGCUAUCCUUCCCUCAUCACCAAUAAAACUGUCCUAUGUAUGAUUCUGAUCUUAAACAUCAUUACAGCGAUCUUCAUUUUUCCCUACAUGGUUUUCGUAGCUGAGUUUUCUUUUUGUAACACUAAUGUUCUCAAUUAUUGUUUCUGUGAUUAUGUUUCAAUGGUUAAAAUAGCUUGUAACCAAGAUCCAAAGUACUUAAAUAUUUUUGUCCCCACCACCAUUGUUUUUGGUGCAUGUCCCUUUGCAUUGAUUUUGGUUUCCUACUUUAGGAUUGCUGAUGCCGCUUUGAAGAUCUCAUCUGCUGAAGGAAAGAACAAAGUUUUCAAUACUUUGACCACUCAUCUGCUAGUGGUGGGACUCUUUAAUGUUCCGAUUUUAACAUCUUACGCGUUGACAGGAAUGGGGGUGAAGCUGUCAACGGAAGCCUACAGCACCAUGAUCAUCGUUGGGAACAUCGUACCUCCAAUGCUCAAUCCCAUAAUAUACAGCUUUAGGAAUAAAAAAAUCAAAGGUAGCAUCCAGAAACUUUUUAAAGGCACAAAAACACACCUAGAAAUGUGA
Messenger RNA from Polypterus senegalus (gray bichir), 942 nucleotides. Its product is annotated as olfactory receptor 1-like. The transcript has a single exon. The record is from RefSeq and is a predicted model, not a curated record. Gene Ontology annotation, biological process: G protein-coupled receptor signaling pathway. Gene Ontology annotation, molecular function: olfactory receptor activity; G protein-coupled receptor activity. Gene Ontology annotation, cellular component: membrane. The coding region runs from base 1 to 942 and encodes 313 amino acids. NCBI's taxonomy places the organism in Eukaryota, Metazoa, Chordata, Cladistia, Polypteriformes, Polypteridae.